GUGUCUUCAAAUAUGCCAUACUUGACAGAUGCUGCAAUAAGUCUGCUACGCCCCCACAUAAGCAUACAAGUUGCUUGGACUAUAUUAUCAUCGCGGUUCAUAUGCUUUAGGAUAACAUUCGUUUACAUGUAAGUGUAGUUCGAUAUUGUGAGCUACCUUCAUAACAUGUGCGCUUGACUUGGACACGCAUGGUAGAAGCCGGUGUCACUGUGAUCGUGUAAUAAAGCAGUAUGCUUGCCCUCAAAGAGAAAGAUCGACCCAUUGUAAGAAAGCUGUUUGACGCUGGCUGCUGUGCGAGAUGUGUUCUCCGGUUCUGUUGUGUAGGGACCUACUCAUCUUACAGACAACCCUACGAGGAUAUACAUAGAGAGCUUUUCGCCUUCAUCGGCGAGGAAAACCGCAAGUCCCAUGAUGCAUCUGAUCAGGGUCAGUCCGAGGACCCGCCGAAGAAACGCAUGAAAAUAGAAGACAACGGCAGCCUGGAAGAUUCUGUCACUCCAGCAGAGCCAAAGACAGUUUCGGAUAUUUGUCCGGUGUGUCUCGGAGUACUGCAGCACUUCUGUGAUCACACUUAUGCUAAACAGGUGUCCGAUGCUGUGAAGAAAGAGCAGUAUGAGUUUGACCGUCUGGUACUGACCGUCUCUCUUCCUGCUCAGCUCUCCGUCCGAGAGCACUCUUGCUGGUUACACAUCAAACGGGAAGUCAGGGAGAAGAGCAUGUGUUUGGGGAAAGAUGAUGUCAUCCAGGUAAAGGAUGCCUUCAAGUGGGCCGUACAGGGAAAGAUCGGCCAGGACCUGGGCGCUGAUGUGCUGGCCAAUAGUGCAUUUGAAGUGAGUGUCGGGUUUACACACCCAGAAACAGAUGAAGACUGUCAUUUUCUGGCGACCAUUUGUCCAGAUUGUUUCAAACCCACCAAAAACAAAUUGUCUAUCUUCACCAGGAUGGCGGUGGUGAAAUCUCUAGAAAAGAUCUCUGAUGAGAAGUUUAGCAGACAUUACCCCUGUCCACCGAAGAAACCAAAAACUACGUGUACAGCACUGGACACCACAUGUCUCCACAAUUCUGUCUUUAUAGCAGGUCGGUAUAAUAAGUUUUCUCGGGAGCUUCCACAGACACCGUGGGUGAUCGAUGGAGAGAGACGGAUGGAGGGAUCCGUGGAGGAGCUGAUCGCUGCUCCUCUCCUCUUCUCGUUCAGAGCUGACGGUUUUAACUUCUCAUCAUCAGGACGAGAGGAUGUGGACGUGAGGACUCUUGGAAAUGGUCGGCCUUUCAGUAUGGAGUUGUUGAACCCGCACCGAGUUAAAUUGAACAGAACUGAGAUCAAACAACUGCAGGAGACGAUCAACCAGUCAUCUGACAAAAUUAGAGUACGAGACCUACAGAUUGUCACCAGGGAAGCAACAAGUCGCAUGAAAGAGGGCGAAGAGGCGAAGACGAAAUCCUACAGCGCCCUCAUCUGGACACACAAAGCCAUCUCCAGCACUGAUCUGGAGUUUCUGGAAAACAUCAAGGAUUUGAAGAUUGCUCAGAAGACCCCGUUGAGAGUCCUUCAUCGCCGGCCGCUGGCGGUCCGACAGAGACUCAUACACACUAUGAGUUUUUCUUACCUGGACACGCACCAUUUCACCUUAAAGCUCUGCACACAAGCGGGGACUUACAUAAAAGAGUUUGUGCACGGGGACUUUGGCCGCACUAAACCAAACCUCUGUGACCUCAUGAAAACUGAUGCUGAUAUCCUAGAGCUGGACGUCGAGUCAGUAGAUAUCGACUGGCCUCCUGCGAUUCCAGAUUGACUUCCCAUCUUGAAACGAGAAUUAUGAAGGAAUUCUGGGGAAUUGAGCUUAACACAUAAAAAAAAAGCCUCACAAUCCCCCCCAAAAUACCCGUUGCAGUGUGAGAAUAGCUCUGUGAUAGCGCUUGGUUAGUUUGACAGCUGUAUUUGUUGCAUUAUAAAACGAAUCCUAAUGCAUUGUAUUUUGUUAAUAAAAC
Xyrauchen texanus (razorback sucker) is the source of this 1989-nucleotide messenger RNA. RefSeq names its product pseudouridine synthase 10 (gene pus10). Gene Ontology annotation, biological process: tRNA pseudouridine synthesis. The record is from RefSeq and is a predicted model, not a curated record. The transcript has 18 exons. Gene Ontology annotation, molecular function: pseudouridine synthase activity; RNA binding. The coding region runs from base 231 to 1793 and encodes 520 amino acids. Lineage: Eukaryota; Metazoa; Chordata; Actinopteri; Cypriniformes; Catostomidae.